GAUCCUAAUAUUUCGAUACACACUGAUAAUCCAGACCUGACGCCGUGUUUCCAGAAUACCAUCCUAGCAUGGAUCCCAAGCAUUUAUUUAUGGACUGCCUUACCCUUUUAUCUUCUCUAUCUAAAGCACUAUAAAAGAGGAUACAUCAUACUUUCCAUGCUGAGUAGGUUCAAGACGGUGUUGGGUGUCCUGCUGUGGGGUGUGAGCUGGGCAGAUCUCUUCUACUCUUUCCAUGAGGUCCUGCAAAGCAGAACUGUGCCACCAGUUUACUUUGUAACUCCCCUGGUUGUUGGCAUCACAGUGCUCUUAGCUACGUUACUUAUUCAGUAUGAGAGGCUGAGAGGAGUGCAGUCCUCUGCUGUACUCAUUAUCUUCUGGUUUUUGUCUGUGCUCUGCGCCGUGGGGCCUUUCCGGUCCAAGAUCAUGACUACCACAGCACAGGGCCAUGUAAAUGACAGAUUCAGGUUUACCACGUUUUACAUCUACUUUGCUUUGAUAAUCAUUGAGUUGAUCCUUUCAUGUUUUAAAGAAAAGCCUCCAUUUUUUUCUCCUGUUAAUACAGAUCCUAAUCCAUGUCCAGAGUUUACCUCAGGCUUUCUCUCAAGAUUGACCUUUUGGUGGUUUACAAGCAUGGCAAUUCUUGGUUACAAGAGGCCCCUUGAAGAUAAAGAUUUAUGGUCGCUGAAUGAAGAUGAUACUUCAAAAAUUAUUGUACAGCAACUGAGUAAGGAGUGGGACAGAGAAAAAGCAGAGUGGAAACAGAAAGAAGAUGUGACAUAUAUGAAGAAAUCUAACCAUAUGCUGAACCAUGUUGGUAAUGGCCCAGAGGAGGCAGAAGUUCUAAUUAGAGACAAGAAGCACAGUAGAAAGCCCUCCUUUCUCAAAGCAUUGUUGAGGACCUUUGGGCCGUACUUCUUAAUUGGCUCCUUCUUCAAGCUGAUACAAGACCUACUUUCUUUCGUCAACCCUCAGCUGUUAAGUGUAUUAAUCAACUUCAUUAAGAACAAAGAUGCCCCAGCCUGGUGGGGAUUUUUGAUUGCGGCUUUGAUGUUUACCUGUGCUGUGCUGCAGACUCUCAUACUUCACCAGCAUUUCCAGUACUGUUUUGUCACUGGAAUGAGGCUGAGAACUGGGAUCAUUGGAAUGAUAUACAGAAAGUCCUUAGUCAUCACGAACUCAGCAAAACGCUUGUCUACUGUUGGAGAAAUUGUCAACUUGAUGUCAGUGGAUGCCCAGCGUUUCAUGGAUCUGGUGACCUUCCUGAACAUGUUGUGGUCUGCACCACUCCAGAUAUUUCUAGCUUUGUACUUCCUCUGGCAGACUUUAGGGCCUUCGGUGUUGGCAGGAGUUGCUGUGAUGGUUUUACUUAUCCCGUGCAACGCUGCAAUAGCAAUGAAAACCAGGGCAUUCCAGGUGGAACAAAUGCGGCAUAAAGACUCUCGCAUUAAGUUAAUGAAUGAAAUUCUGAGUGGCAUAAAGGUACUGAAGCUGUAUGCUUGGGAACCAUCGUUUUCAGCCAAAGUGUUGGAGAUACGAAAGAACGAGCUCCGUGUUCUGAAAAAAUCUGCCUAUCUCAAUUCGUUGUCCACCUUUGCGUGGGUCAGCGCGCCGUUCCUGGUAGCAUUGACGACGUUUGCUGUAUAUGUCUCAGUGGAUGAGAAGAACGUCCUGGACGCAGAAAAGGCUUUUGUCUCCCUCUCCUUGUUUAAUAUCUUAAGGUUUCCCCUCAGCAUGCUUCCACAAGUCAUUAGCAACCUUGCACAGACAAGCGUUUCCCUAAAGAGAAUUCAGCAGUUCCUGAAUCAUGAUGAGCUUGAUCCAGAUUGUGUGGAAACAAAAGCGAUUGCACCAGGCUAUGCCAUCACGGUAACAAAUGGGAUGUUCAGCUGGGGAAAGGAGCUCAAGCCAUCUUUGAAAGAUAUAAAUCUGUUGGUCCCCAGUGGUUCUUUGGUUGCUGUUGUUGGCCAUGUUGGCUGUGGGAAGUCUUCUCUGGUGUCUGCUCUCCUGGGUGAAAUGGAAAAGCUGGAAGGAGAAGUGGCAGUGAAGGGUUCUGUUGCUUAUGUGCCUCAGCAAGCCUGGAUCCAGAAUGCCACGCUGAAAGACAACAUUUUGUUUGGCCACGCUCCUAAUGAACAAAAAUACCAAAAUGUCCUGGAGGCUUGUGCUUUAAAAACUGACCUGGAAGUGCUGCCAGGAGGAGAUCAGACUGAAAUAGGAGAGAAGGGCAUCAACCUCUCAGGAGGCCAGAGGCAGCGAGUGAGCCUUGCUCGUGCAGUGUUCAGUAACUCCGACGUUUACCUAUUAGACGAUCCUCUUUCUGCUGUGGACUCCCAUGUGGCAAAGCACAUCUUUGACCAAGUUAUUGGGCCAGAUGGGGUACUUAAAGGAAAAACUCGAAUUCUGGUGACCCAUGGCAUCAGCUUCCUCCCUCAAGUGGACCAUAUAGUUGUCCUGGUGGAUGGCAAAGUCUCUGAGAUGGGAUCUUACCAAGACCUUCUGAAACAAAACAAGGCCUUUUCAGAAUUCCUGCGAAAUUAUGCGCUUGACGAGGACAUUGAAGAAGAUGAGCCAACAAUGGAGGAAGAGGAGGUCCUUCUAGCUGAAGACACCGUCAGCAUCCACACUGAUCUGGCAGAUAACGAACCGGUGUCUAACGAGGUCCGCAAACAGUUCCUUAGGCAACUUAGCGUAAUAUCUUCGGAGGGAGGAGAAUGUCCCAACAAAAUGUCAACGAGACGAAGAGUCUGUGAAAAGAAGCCAGCAGAGCCUCCUCUGCCAAGAAAAAAUCAUAAUGAGAAACUUACUCAGGCAGAAAGCUCUGAAACAGGAACGGUAAAGUUAACAGUGUUCUGGCAAUACGUGAAGGCUGUGAGCCCUAUCAUUUCUUUAGUUAUAUGUUUCCUAUAUUGCUGUCAAAAUGCUGCUGCUAUCGGGGCCAACGUGUGGCUCAGUGACUGGACCAACGAGCCAGUGAUAAAUGGCACUCAGCACAACACAACCAUGCGGAUCGGAGUCUAUGCUGCCUUGGGCCUCUUGCAAGGCACGUUAGUACUCAUCUCCUCUUUCACCCUGGCGAUGGGAGGCAUUAACGCAGCCCGGACGCUCCAUGCUGGCCUCCUGGAGAACAAAUUUCACACCCCGCAGUCCUUCUAUGACACCACUCCAACUGGCCGCAUCAUCAACCGCUUUUCAAAGGACAUCUAUGUGAUCGAUGAAGUAAUCCCACCGACCAUCUUGAUGUUCCUUGGAACGUUCUUCACCUCCUUAUCAACGAUGAUUGUAAUUAUAGCGAGUACUCCGCUCUUCGCCGUGGUUAUAGUUCCCCUUGCAAUCCUGUACUUCUUUGUUCAGCGCUUCUAUGUAGCUACCUCCCGCCAGCUGAAGCGCCUGGAAUCUGUGAGCAGAUCUCCCAUCUACUCACACUUCUCAGAAACGAUCACAGGGGCCAGUGUCAUCAGAGCCUACAGAAGAGAGAAGUCUUUCGUAGACAUCAGUGAUCUAAAAGUGGAUGAAAAUCAGAAGAGUUACUAUCCUGGCAUUGUAUCAAACAGGUGGCUGGGCAUUCGGGUUGAAUUUGUGGGGAACUGUGUUGUCCUUUUUGCUGCCCUCUUUGCUGUGAUUGGUAAAAACAGCCUGAAUGCUGGCCUAGUAGGACUUUCAGUAUCGUAUGCAUUACAGGUGACCAUGUCUCUGAACUGGAUGGUCCGUAUGACUUCUGAUCUUGAAACCAACAUUGUGGCUGUUGAAAGAAUAAAAGAGUAUUCAGAAACUGAAACAGAGGCUCCCUGGAUAAUAGAAGACAGGCGUCCCCCAGAAGACUGGCCAUCCAAGGGCGAGCUGGAGUUUGUGAAUUACUCGGUGAGGUACAGGAAGGGCCUGGACCUAGUGCUGCAAGAUCUAAACCUCCAAGUGCACGGUGGAGAAAAGAUUGGAAUUGUUGGCAGAACUGGAGCAGGGAAGUCCUCCAUGACACUCUGUCUCUUUCGGAUCCUGGAAGCUGUAAAAGGGGAAAUUAAAAUUGAUGGUGUGAAAAUUGCAGACAUUGGCCUCCAUGACCUUCGAUCGAAGCUGACAAUUAUUCCUCAGGAUCCUGUUCUCUUUUCUGGAACGCUGAGGAUGAACCUGGAUCCAUUCAAUAAGUAUUCAGAUGAAGAAAUAUGGAAAGCUCUUGAACUGUCUCACCUGAAGCGGUUUGUCAGCAGUCAGCCCUCCAUGUUGGACUAUGAAUGUUCAGAAGGAGGAGAAAAUCUGAGCGUUGGCCAAAGGCAACUCGUCUGCCUGGCAAGAGCGCUGCUUCGCAAGACGAGAGUCUUGGUCCUGGAUGAAGCGACAGCAGCUAUCGAUCUGGAAACGGAUGAUCUUAUCCAGAUGACAAUUAGGACUCAGUUUGAAGACUGCACGGUGCUGACGAUAGCGCACAGGCUGAACACAAUUAUGGAUUACACCAGGGUUCUUGUUCUAGACAAAGGAACCAUAGCUGAAUUUGAUACGCCUGCGAGCCUUAUAGCGUCAAAGGGUAUUUUCUACAGUAUGGCCAAAGAUGCCGGACUAGCAUGAAAAGGCGACCCCUUGGUUUUUUUAUUUUACUGACUCGACACAGAAGUGACUGGUGAAUGUACUGUAAUUUACAGAACAGUCUUUGUAGUAGACUAAACUUUUGAUAUGUGAACAAAGUAUUUACAACCAUACGGACCAGAAAGUGAAUUUUAUAUUUUUGAAAUAUUUUCUAUAUACAUAAAGUAUUUUAUUAAGCGUUUUUUUCCCGAAGAAUGCCAAACAUUCUGCUGAGAACACGUAUGUAUCACAAGCACUCUGUACUGUAUUCUGGUUUAUAAUUAGU
This is a messenger RNA of Struthio camelus australis, 4840 nucleotides long. NCBI's taxonomy places the organism in Eukaryota, Metazoa, Chordata, Aves, Struthioniformes, Struthionidae. The record is from RefSeq and is a predicted model, not a curated record.